GCGGGAAAAGGGUUAACGCUGCGUCCCUAUUUCUCCUCAGAGAGGCAGCCAAUCGGGUCUCCGCAGCGUCUCCUUCCCUCAGAGAGUCACUUCAGACUCCGAUCCCCGUAGGAGACCAAGAGAGAGACACCCCCCCCUUCUCCAGUACACCCCCUUCCGGCCAUGGAGCCUGAGGAGCCAGUGAGUGGGGAAAAGCUGGAUCUGGCGGCCCCCGAGGCCACUGGAUCCCUCUCAACACCCCGGCCGGCUCCGGCCAGCGCCUCGCCCAAGAUCCGAGCCAAGGCGCCUCUCGCCAACAAGACCGCGAAGAAGGCCGCCCAAAUUCCCCCCAAGGCUUUAGACACAGUAGAUGGUGCAGGGGGAAAGGAGCAGGAGCUCCCCCUUGUGGACGGAGCUGCCGCUUGCAGCGCUUCCCAGCCGUUGCAACCUGUAUCGGAGGCAGGUGAGAUGCCUAUGCCGUCUUGUCCACCAGAUGGCGCCAGAGAGGAAGUUUUUCAGCCGCAGCUGCAGGUGAUGGAGCCCGCUGAGCCUUCAUCCCUUCCUCCUCCAUCUCCGCUCCCGCCGGAAAGUCCUUCGGAGGAGCCGGCUGCUAAGAGGGCAAAGCCUGCCGUCCCAGAGGCUGCCGUCCCUUCUCCAGAGAGCCCGGAGCUGGAAAUGACCCCGGAGAUGAGAGAGAUCAUAUCAGAGGCCAUCGCUCAGGGCAUUGCUGCAGGCCUCAAACAACACCGCCCGUCAACCUAUGCAGCCUCCGACAACGCCUUACGCCAGGGACAGGCUCCUCCUCCUUCUUCCAUGAACAUCCCAGAAUCCCUCGGCAAAGACGUCCCACUGUCUGGGGACAAAGUAGGGACUCCAGAUGCCUAUGGCGUCACACGUCUCUUCAAGCCUGCCUUGUUUAAGACGCUUCUCCAGAACGCCAAGGCCACAGCUGGGAUAGGAAAAGAUCCAGCCGCUUCUGAUCCAGGUUUAUCUGACCCCAAUCAUUUGUUGUUCUCAAAGCCCACCACAGAUGAGGAGAUCCCGUGCCCGAAAUCUUUUCUUGAUGUUGUCCAGCAACAAUGGGCUGUACUAGGAGCGGCUCCAAAGCUGACCGAAAAUGAGAAACAGUUCUACAAUGUGGGUCCAAUCAUCAGAGGGGCAUUAAAACCACCAACAAUUGAUGAGCCUGUGGCGUCCUAUGCCUGCUCCACCAUUCUCUCCAACAAUUUAAACGAUGCUUUGAAUCCAGAAGAGAAAAGAACAGAAAUGGCGCUCAUCUUGGCCCAUAAAUCGGCGGCCUGGGCGGUUAGGUCAGCGAUGGCUGCUUCCUUCUUCACUAGAACAUCCUUGCUCUGGCUCAAACAGAUGCAGGCCAGAUUCCCAGUCACCGACCUCCAGACUCACAAGGACCUCAACAACCUGAUAGCAGCGGCAGAAUUCUCUGCAGAUGCCACCCUGAAUUCAGUCAGGUUUGCUUCCAGAGCCAUCGGCAACUCUCUGACAGCAAGACGGCUGCUGUGGCUCCGUCCCUGGCAGUCAAACAUAAAGUUCAAGUGGAAGUUGGCCUCUACUCACUUCAAAGGUGACAAGCUAUUCGGAGAGGCCUUAGAGCCUAUACUCAUAGAGACCAAAGACAAAAAGAAGGUCCUACCCUCUAUGUCCAAACAAGCUGGUCAGAAAUCCUUGCCCAACAUUCGGAAGCGGAAAGCGGACACUGGGCAGCCACAGAGGGCAUACUUCCAGCAACAUGGUGGCCAAUCCAGUAAGAGGAAGCAGGUCCAAUCCAAACAGCCAUUUCGAGGCAACGGAAGUCGGUCCUUCCUUCUCUCCUCCAGAAGUCUUCAGAGCCAAGCCUCCAGAGGACCAGCAGUGACUGGGGAUUGCAGUCUGAAAGGCUUCGAGGAAGUGGAGAGUGUUUUUCCACUUAUAAAGACUCAACAAGCAUCUUGUAUACAAGAGAUUCAAAAUGCAGUCCACACAGGAGAGCAUCCUGAUGUAAAUAGAUCUCACGGAAUCAUAUCUACACAUCCCUAUGUUGCCAACUCACCAACGAUUUCUAUGGAUAUGCAAAGUGAACCAGCAUUGCCAGUACAGAGCUCUCACGAAGAUUCUAGCGAUGCUCUUGUCUCAUCUCGAGACUAUCCCUAUUCCCGUCCAACACUAUCUGGCCGACAUGUGGAUCGAAUUGUCCUCUCUUCUCUGUGCCACAGAGGGCCUACUGAUCAUGAUCCAGGUCCUUCAGGGUCCUUCAGGGAAUCAGAGAUUCACAGUCAACAACUACAAGAACCACUUGUCUCCUACCGACAAGAUGCUCCACCUAGCAGCAUCAGUAGACGUGAUAACAUGCAUAGUCUCCCUGUCCCAGAACCGCCAGGACAGCAUCAGGGCUCUAGCAAACCGAAUCCGAUCGUGCCGAAUACUGCCUCUCGACCUCGUCUCACAAUUGUUAAGCAAGAUGGUGUCCUGCGUCUCCUUUGUUCCCGGGGCAAGUCUGCAUACCAGGACCUUACAAUGGUUCCUCCUGCCUACCCAGAAAUACGGCAGGAGCAAUUCAGCUACCAGAGACCGAGUCCCAACAGAGGUCCUGCAGUGGUGGAUGUCACCGACGACAACCAGGGGAUGCCCAUUCCAGGAACCGAACCAUCGUACUAUAGCUACGGACGCCAGUAUGCUCGGCUGGAGAGCCCAGAUAGAGACCCAGAUGGCAGAAGGCCUGUGGACACAAGAGGAAUGACUAACCAACAUCAACCAGCCACAGAUGCAAGCAGGCCAUAUAGCCCUCCAACGGAUCCAGACGACCAUCUCCGGCCACCACGUACUUAUCCUAGCCGAGAAUGUAACCGCCAAAGCCCAUAUGACCCGCCAAGGGAGCACCCACUUGAGGAUAUCGACUACCGGAGGCAGGAUCCCAUCAGAAGUCCUCCAGUGGUGGAUGUCACCAAGCACAACCAGAGGAUGGGCAUUCAAGAAACCGUACUGUCUCACCAUCGCUCCGGAGGCCAGUUUUCUCGGCCAGAGAGCCCAGAUAGAGACCCAGAUGCCAGAAGGCCGGUGGACAGAAGCAGAACGACGAACCAAUGCCAACCAGUAAGAGCUCAAAUCAGGCCACGGAGCUCUCAAAAGGAUCCAGACCACCAUCGCUGGACACCACGUACUGAUUCUAGCAGAAAACGAAAGAAAUAGGACCCGUAUGGACCACCAAGGGAGCACCCACUGCAGAUCCACUCGGGGAGAAGGCGUCAAAGAGCGGAGCCAUCCUAAAACCCGGGCGUAAGGUUUGCCUGUCUCAUGUGGCGAGGGUUCCGUGGAUAUUGGUGGAAAUCUGAAGGGAAGAGCCUUCUUCAUUUCUCCCUCCUCUUCAGGAUUUAUAUCCCCAUACGUCCAGGAGUGACGUCCAGUGAGUUCUUAGCUGAUGUGUCCGAGCUCUCUUUUUCUAGAUCAGUGUUUGGGCUUUCAAAUGACCCUAGUGUCGUAAGUCGAGGACUGCUGAAAAGAAAAAUAUUCCUCUCUGCCCUUCCACAUGCACAUUUCUCUGGCUUCAUCCCUUCUUCCUGUCUUUCCCCCACCCAAAAAAAAAACCCCACCCAGAAAUUUAUCUUUGAACUAAAAAUUCUUGAGUUCUCCUUUCUUGCUUCCAACAUUAAGCCGAUCAGGAUAGGCAAGAGGCUAAUCAGCACCCCACCAAAUCGGAGGUGUGGGGUGGGUGACCUGCGGAGAAAUGAUUCAGCUUGCUUUAUACAACACCACAAUUGUCUUGUUUGUAGGUUAGCUACACAAUAAAGUUCCUGUAGGUUU
Messenger RNA from Thamnophis sirtalis, 3774 nucleotides. RefSeq lists its product as uncharacterized. NCBI's taxonomy places the organism in Eukaryota, Metazoa, Chordata, Lepidosauria, Squamata, Natricidae. The record is from RefSeq and is a predicted model, not a curated record.